Myodes glareolus (Bank vole) is the source of this 1733-nucleotide messenger RNA. RefSeq names its product ring finger protein 122 (gene Rnf122). Gene Ontology annotation, molecular function: ubiquitin protein ligase activity. Gene Ontology annotation, biological process: ubiquitin-dependent protein catabolic process. NCBI's taxonomy places the organism in Eukaryota, Metazoa, Chordata, Mammalia, Rodentia, Cricetidae. The record is from RefSeq and is a predicted model, not a curated record. Gene Ontology annotation, cellular component: nucleus.
GCGGCGCGGUGUCAGUUUUCGGAAUCCCAGCGCGCACUGCUCGGUGCAGCGGGACCCCAGCCCGGCUCAGUGCCCCGGCUGCUGUCUCCUCGGCUGGGCGUCGCGGCCCACUCCGCUGCCCUCCCGGCCUGGGCCUUUUGCGAUUACCCUCGGCCGAGCUUCGCUCCGAAAGACUUUGUUUCCUCCUCUGCCCUCUUUGUUGCUCUGCAAACCGGCCUCUCCACAGCAUCUGACUCCUCCGGGAGUUGCAUCUCCAGCCCGGCUGUCGCCGUGCAUAACCCCGCCAGGUCUCAACACCCCGUCUCCGUUCGCCCCGGGAAGCCGUCCUUGACUUCAUUGAUGCACCCAUUUCAGUGGUGUAACGGGUGUUUCUGUGGCCUGGGACUGGUUAGCACCAACAAGUCCUGCUCAAUGCCACCUAUCAGUUUCCAAGACCUUCCCCUCAACAUCUACAUGGUCAUCUUCGGUACAGGCAUCUUUGUCUUCAUGCUCAGCCUCAUCUUCUGCUGCUACUUCAUCAGUAAACUCCGGAACCAGGCACAGAGCGAACGGUACGGCUAUAAGGAGGUGGUGCUUAAAGGUGAUGCCAAGAAGUUGCAGCUCUAUGGGCAGACCUGUGCAGUUUGCCUGGAAGAUUUCAAGGGGAAGGAUGAGCUAGGUGUACUUCCAUGCCAGCAUGCCUUUCACCGCAAGUGUCUGGUGAAGUGGCUAGAAGUGCGUUGUGUCUGCCCCAUGUGUAACAAGCCCAUCGCUGGCCCCACAGAGACCACGCAGAGCAUUGGGAUCCUGUUGGAUGAGCUGGUGUGAGCGCUACUUGGACGUGGACACUUGAGAAGACAGCUUACUUUGUGGACACUGGGGUUCCUCUAUACAACGAACAAGACUUCUGGGUGGUGACAUUCGUGCUUGCCUAAAGGCAAAGGUGACAGGGCUGGGCUUCCACCAGCAGUGCUGGACCAGUACCAGACUCGCCCCAGCUCUGUCUCCCAGCGUUUCUUUCCCUGUUACCUACCCAGUCCCAGUGGCCUCGCCCAGCCAGACUACUCUAUCUGGUACUACACUAUCUGCCUGCCUCAUCCUUGCCCUGGGAAGGAGUCAACCCUGUGACUGUGGACCAGGAUGCUUCCCUUUGGAGAACAAGCUACUCUGACUUGGAGGAUGUGGCCCCGCCCCACCCAUAUCCCUUAUUCCUGCCGGAGCCUUGGGAUGGUUUAAAGGGAUGGAAGGAAAGAUUAAAAGAACCAAGAACUCAGCAUGAAAUAAAGGAGGGCAGGGCCCCAGAAAAGGGAAAAGUCGAUGUUUACAUGGGGUGUAGGAAACCAACGGCAGGGUGAUGGGACCAACCAUCUCCUGUUAGGAUGUAAGGUGCUAUCCAUUCUCUCCCCGACCCUGGUUAAUCUCAGAGCUUCCUAUUCCUUGCUGGCUUUGAAGAGACCCCACUCUGUAGGAAGGAACUGUUUCUAUCAGCACAUUCCCAUGGGGCUGUUAUUAUUAUUAUUAUUUUGAAAUGAAAAGAACCCUGGGAUAGGGGUGUCGAGGUUACAAUAGUGCGGACGUCUGCUUCCCUUUGUAAACAGUAUUUUUAUACUUCAUCCUCACCAUCUCAGGCUUUACGUACGCGGCCCCUCAAGGACGGAGGGGGUGGAGUCUCUUCUUCAGCCAAGCAGCUGAGAGUGGGAAAAGGUUAUGUAUUUAAAGAAAAUUAAAUUUAAUAACAUGUUUCUUUAAUCAAA